Molecule: messenger RNA, 1596 nt
Organism: Aspergillus ruber CBS 135680
Lineage: Eukaryota; Fungi; Ascomycota; Eurotiomycetes; Eurotiales; Aspergillaceae
Product: putative serine/threonine protein kinase
Exons: 2
Coding region: 1-1596 (531 amino acids)
Biological process (GO): protein phosphorylation; mitotic G2 DNA damage checkpoint signaling
Cellular component (GO): cytoplasm; site of double-strand break; nucleus
Molecular function (GO): ATP binding; protein kinase activity
Source: RefSeq, a predicted model, not a curated record
AUGCACCACUCUCAGCUUGCCCCGCUACCGAGCGAUCUUCCCUUUCGCAUCGUCUCGAAAACCAUCGGACAGGGUGCUUAUGCCUGUAUAAAAAAGGCCUGUCCUACGAACGCCGAUAACCCCAUCAUUGCCGUCAAGUUUAUUCACAAAGAAUACGCUGCGCGCCAUGGCAAGAUCAGUCCGCGUCAAUUGCAGAUGGAAGCGACCGUCCAUAAACACAUAAUCGGCCAUAACAAUAUAAUAUCAUUCUACGCGACAGGGGAGGAUGACGCCUGGCGCUGGAUCGCAAUGGAACUGGCCGAGGGUGGCGACCUCUUCGACAAGAUCGAGGCCGAUGAGGGCGUGGGGGAGGACAUUGCCCAUGUCUAUUUCACGCAACUCAUCAGUGCCGUGGGCUAUAUGCAUUCCAAGGGAGUUGGGCAUCGCGACAUUAAACCCGAGAAUAUGCUCUUAACGGUUGACGGGAACUUGAAGAUCGCGGAUUUUGGUCUGGCAACAUUGUUUGAAUACAAAGGAGCUACUAAGCUAUCGACUACGUUCUGCGGUAGUCCUCCGUACAUUGCUCCAGAAGUAAUCGCGUGCAGCUCUCGCGGCGGACAGAGAGGAGCGGGUUAUCGGCCUGAUGUGGUGGAUAUCUGGUCUUGUGGUAUCGUUUUAUUCGUCUUGCUUGCUGGGAAUACGCCAUGGGACAGUCCAACGGAGACGAGCGCGGAGUACGAUGAAUAUGUUAGAACAAACGCGAGGACCUCGGACGAAUUAUGGAAAGAGCUGCCACCCGCGACUCUAUCAUUAAUGCGUGGAAUGUUGAACAUCAACCCCGCUAGUCGAUUUUUAUUAGAGGAUGUCAGGAGACAUCCCUGGUACACCCGAGAGAACCGGUAUUUGACACCGGACGGCAGGCUCGGUGACCCGAUCAACUUGGCAACAUCCAUGUUUGAGUCGUUACACAUCGACCUGACACGACCGGUAUCCCGGGCCGCAAAUGUUGGCACACCCGGGCCGGAUCGCAUGGGCGUGGAUAUAGAUGAUAUGGACCAUAGGCUCCCAUCUACACAACCCGAGAUGGUGAGAGCAGACAUGUUGGUCGACUGGGAUAUGCCUCAUCUGGCCGAUACAUUCUCAUCUACCCAGCCCUCCGGCAGGCCCUUAAUUGUGGAUGACACCCUGCUAGCUGACAACCUCGAAGAAGAACCGUCUAUGUCCCAAUUCUCCCCCCAUCCUUCCGUGCCUCUGAGCCGGACUCAGAAAGCGCAAAGAUUCGGUGACAUUAUACCUCUACGUACUAUGACCCGUUUCUUCUCUAUUUGGGAACUUAAGCUUCUGGUUCCUUUAAUUUGUGAAGCCUUGCAUCGUCUGGGGGUCCCUGUGCCUACAAUUCCUGCGGUUUCGCAAGGAGAUAGCGGUGCAAUGAUCCGGGUUGUUACGAAUGACUCCAGAAAGUGCGUAUUGCAGGGCAAAAUCCUGAUUGAAUGUGUAGCGGAGGGUCUUUUCGAGAUUGAAUUUAUGAAAGUCAAAGGUGAUCCGCUUGAAUGGAGGCGUUUCUUCAAGAAGGUGGCCAUUCUCUGCAAAGAUUCCCUCUAUACACCGGAAUCUUGA